AUGCAUACCAAAAUCCUCAAAAACGGAACGGUGCUCGCCUUUGACGAUGCUUCAGCGACCAUCAAGGUCCUUCCACAGGCAGACGUCAUCAUUCAAGGCGACCGCAUCGCUGCCAUUCUCGAGCCGCACCAGGAGGCAGAUGCUGGCGUGUUAUCCAAUGCCGAUGUCGUUGAUGUGAGCGGCCACAUCAUCUCUCCGGGCUUCGUCAACACUCAUGCUCAUACUUGGCAAACAGCAUAUCGCACUCUCGGCCCUGAUACCACUUUGGCAGAGUAUUUUGGAUGGGUGUCGCAAAUGUCGCCCAAGAUUGGGGAAUGGACCGCUGAAGACAUCUACGUCAGUACUCUAGAAGGGUACCUUGAAGGCAUCAACGCCGGAGUGACUAGCUACGUCGAGCAUGCACACUGUAACUGGGGAGAGUCGGCGAUGAAAGCUGCCUUUAAAGGUGCUGUGGACAGUGGAGUUAGAGUCUGGUGGUGCUAUCAUCCCCUGCCACGAGAGGACUUUGACGUUAUCAAGCAAAUCGACAUUCUCCGCGAACUCAAGGCACAAUCAUCACAGACGAAUGAUCUGAUUCGUAUGGGACUCGCUGUCGACGGAUUGGAUCAUAUGUCAGAUGGCCAGAUUCAGCAGACGAGGCAAGUUGUGGUUGACCUGGAGGCGGAGGUAUUGACUUCUCAUUAUCUCGGGAAACCGUGGCCGUUUGCAAUUGGCUUACCUGAAAUCGCGGCAAAGCACGAAUUCCACAAGCUCCGUGCCCCAUUCAUCUAUUCGCAUGCAGGGUUCCUGACGGAGAAAGACCAGGAGUUACUCCGUUUGCACGACCAAUACGUGUCGAUCACGCCCGAGUCAGAAAUGCAUUAUGGUCAUGGCCAGGACACAAGUCGCCUGAUUCACGAUCAAGCAUCGAUCGGCAUCGACACGAACUGGACUUUUUCCAAUGAUAUACUUCUCCAGGCUCGACUGUGGUUGCAAAACAUGCGAGGCCAUAUCUCAACCGACAUCUUGAAGCGAGGCAACAUCCCAAAGCAGAAUCCCAUGUCUGUCGUGGAGGGAUUCUUGCUCGCCACCCGGAACGGCGGCCGCUCAUUGCGCCGUGACGACGUCGGAGUCUUGCGGGUAGGAGCCAAAGCGGACAUUGUCUGUUUUGAUGGGAAUUCUGUAAACAUGCUGGGAUGGACAGAUCCUGUUGCGGCUGUCCUGCUUCACUCCAACAUUGGGGACAUCAAGCAUGUUAUGAUCGGUGGGCAAUUUCGGAAGAAAGACGGACAGAUGAUCUUGAAGAUUGGGGAUUGGGACGACAUCUCGGAGCGGUUCAAGCAGACAUCCCAGCGGAUUCAGGAGGUCUUUCGUGAACCACCACCUCUCCCUUCGCAGAUCUGGGACAAAUACACCUUCGAGGACGUGAAGGUGGGUACCGCUAAGUUGACCAGAUGA
Molecule: messenger RNA, 1437 nt
Organism: Exophiala spinifera
Lineage: Eukaryota; Fungi; Ascomycota; Eurotiomycetes; Chaetothyriales; Herpotrichiellaceae
Exons: 2
Coding region: 1-1437 (478 amino acids)
Cellular component (GO): cytosol
Molecular function (GO): deaminase activity
Source: RefSeq, a predicted model, not a curated record